AUGCAUGUCACCGCUGCUGUUGCUUAUCUUGUUUUACUGGGCGUUGGCCUGUUCUCCGUCGUGUGUGCGAUACAUCUUCCUACUGGUAAUGACAUUCAUCCUCCCAAACCCGCGCCACCCCUCCCGAAACCGCAUUAUAACCUUCGAGUCUCAUUUUUACCCCAUCCUGAUCUGCCAGGAGAACAUCUUCACGAACAGUCUACGACUCCGGUCUUAGCUGAACAGAUGAAGUUGUUUGCGCGAAACCUCGUCGUAGCGUAUCUGAACCAAAUACGAUAUGAUUCCUUCGGAUGGAAGGUCAAUAAUAUCGGUUGGGAAAAUGAAUUCGAAUUGCAUUCAACUACAUUGGUUCAAUUCAUACUAGAUGAUGACAUUGGAGGUGCACUGUGCCAUCCGUACUGUCUGGGUGUAGUGAAUGUACCGGUUUCCACCCGGCGUGCGCCGAUCUUGGGUACGCUUAGACCAAAUGCGAAAACUUGGGAGGAAGUACUCAAAAUCCAUGAUGCUCGCCAUCGACACUCAACGAGAUGA
Molecule: messenger RNA, 531 nt
Organism: Lentinula edodes (shiitake mushroom)
Lineage: Eukaryota; Fungi; Basidiomycota; Agaricomycetes; Agaricales; Omphalotaceae
Exons: 2
Coding region: 1-531 (176 amino acids)
Source: RefSeq, a predicted model, not a curated record